AUGGCUCCCAAGGUUGCAAUCGUCUUCUACUCGAUGUACGGCCACAUCGUCAAGAUGGCCGAGGCUGAGAAGAAGGGUAUCGAGGCUGCUGGUGGCCAGGCCGACAUCUUCCAAAUCGCCGAGACCCUCUCCGAGGAUGUCCUCGCCAAGAUGCACGCUCCUCCCAAGACCAGCUACCCCGUUGCUGAGCCCACCGACCUGCUCGAGUACGAUGCCAUCCUCUUCGGUAUCCCCACCCGUUACGGUAACUUCCCUGCUCAGUGGAAGACCUUCUGGGACAAGACCGGCGGCAUCUGGGCCAGCGGUGGCUUCGCUGGCAAGUACGCUGGCACCUUCGUCUCCACCGGUACCCCCGGUGGUGGCCAGGAGUCCACCGUCAUGUCCUGCAUGAGCACCUUUGUUCACCACGGCUUCAACUUCGUUCCCCUCGGCUACAAGACCACCUUCCCCCAACUCACCAACCUCGAGGAGGUUCACGGUGGCAGCCCCUGGGGUGCUGGUACCUUCGCUGGCCCCGAUGGAUCUCGCCAGCCCAGCGCUCUUGAGCUCCAGAUUGCCGAGCUUCAGGGCAAGUGGUUCUACGAGACCGUUGCCAAGGCCAACUGA
This is a messenger RNA of Penicillium diatomitis, 606 nucleotides long. RefSeq names its product putative NADH-quinone oxidoreductase Pst2 (gene pst2). Bases 1 to 606 code for a protein of 201 amino acids. The record is from RefSeq and is a predicted model, not a curated record. Gene Ontology annotation, molecular function: FMN binding; NAD(P)H dehydrogenase (quinone) activity. Lineage: Eukaryota; Fungi; Ascomycota; Eurotiomycetes; Eurotiales; Aspergillaceae. The transcript has 4 exons.